This is a messenger RNA of Plutella xylostella (diamondback moth), 4629 nucleotides long. NCBI's taxonomy places the organism in Eukaryota, Metazoa, Arthropoda, Insecta, Lepidoptera, Plutellidae. The record is from RefSeq and is a predicted model, not a curated record.
UGAGGUAAGAGAUCCAGCGUGGAAAAAACUGAAAAUGUCUGGGUAUUUUUUGUAAUUACCCUUUUUAUUGAUAAGGAAAACUUGAGGCGGCCUGAAGCUUUCACCUACUAAAACGCGAAAUCUUUCCCGCGUUACACUUUGCGGCCACUCUAAACUUUACGGAAUUCAAUUUAUAAAUGAAAUGCGGUUAUCAAUUAGGACAAUCGCCGGCAUCCUUUGUGAAGUUCCAGUUGGGAGGGAAAGCGAUGGGGUGGAUAUCUGGAAAAUGUCCUUUCAUGCGAUGAGUUAUGGACGGGAGCUUUCGGUGUUGACUCGGGGCCGCUCGGGACAGCUCGGGGGUGCUCGGGCGCGGCGGCGGCGGCGGCUGCUCUGACACUCUCGGGAUCAGUCGGCGCCGCGACGCCUCCCGCGUGUCCACACGGCCCGGACCGCCCUCGCUCGCUCCUACAGGCUUCAGUCACUCACUGAAAGCUCCGACACCCGCCCGCCCCGCGCUCGCCGGCACUCUCAUAUGGAAUUAUUAAGUGGCUGUUUAGUCGUUAGAUUAGAGCUAUCGUGUGCCUCGCGAUACGCCGGACCCAGUGCGUGUGCUUUGUUUAUUAUGCGUGUAGAGUCAAGGAGUUGUGGGAAAUUAGCGGACAGUUAAGCGCCUCUUGUUUGCAGUGCUGACGGCAGCCCGGAUUGAACGCUUUCACGACAUGCAGUCAUGAUUUGAUUACUUCUUCAGGGCGGGCGGGCGCGGAUGCGGGCGCGCCAUGGCGGCCGCCCGGCGAGUGUCGCUGCUGCUGCCACUCGCUCUGCUCGCGCUGCCGCCGGCCGCCUCCAACACCACCUACCCGAAAGAGAUAGAAUCGUCGCUCCGUCUCGUGCACGCGGUGGCGACGGGCGCGACGGGCGCGCUGUGCGUGACCAGCCACUACGGGCGGCUGCGCGCGCCGCUUCACGUCGGCCGGUGGGACGCCGCCCGCGCGCGCGCCGAUCUCGCCGCCGAGCUGUUGGCGCAGCUGGGGCUUGACAACGCGGAGGUCCUCACGGCGGUAUCCAAAGGCCUGGUCAUGGGCCUCAGCCCGUCCGAACGCGCGGUUGGGGCGCGGGCACUGGCGCUCCGGUCCAGUGGCGAGGUCAGCGGCGCCGUGGCCUGGCGGCGGCGCGCGCUGGGCGAGCCCGAGCCCGUGCCGCCGCCGCCGCUCGGGAAGCCGCCUGACACCGAGUACCCUUGGUACGUGUCAGCAUACGAGAGUGAGACUCUUCGGUCGUCCAAAUUCAUGGCUUCGUCUCCGGAUGCCGUGAUGCAGGGUUGGUGGACGUUUCCUUACUACAGUUGCGAGGCGAAGCGAUGGCUGCUCUCCUACACUGUGCCGGUGCCUACAGUUAGAGAUUUAAAAGGCGUGGUGAAUCUGGACAUAGACAUUUCAAACCUAGAGAUCAACCAAUGUGAGCCCGACCCCCUGACUGAAAACGACAACCAAAUAUACUCAUUCUACGGAACACACAAAUGCCCUAAUGAAACCACUUACUGCGACUACUCACCGAACCGCGAGAUGAGCGCCUGGUCCCCGGGCUGGGCGCGCGGCUCGUACGUCUGCCGGUGCCGCGCCGGGCACUACUCCACGCACCACCCCGACGGGUUCAACGGCUCUUUAGUGGAAAUUGCAUAUCAAGAGUACGAGGAGAAUGGCCUCGAGCAGUGGAGCGGUCCGUUCGAGUGCCAGCAGUGCGCGCCGGGCUGCGACACGUGUCGGGGCCCAGAGCCCUGCCUGGCUACUUACAACUGGUCCUUUCGGAUAUCCCUGCUAGUGAUAUCGGUGAGCUGCGCCGUGCUGACGGUGCUGCUGGCGGCGUACACCCGCCGGCACCGCCGCGUCAAGGUGUUCCGCGUGGCCAGCCCCGUGUUCCUCACCAUCACGCUCCUCGGGUGUGCUAUCAUGUAUAUGGAGAUGGCAGCCAUCUUCCCUGUGCUGGACAGGUAUUCGUGUAUAGCCACCAAGUGGACGCGGCAUAUGGGGUUCUGCAUCACAUACACAGCUCUUCUUAUGAAGACUUGGAGGGUAUCACUAACCUACCGCGUCAAAUCAGCGCACAAGCUAAAGCUAACAGACAAGCAGUUACUACAGUGGAUGGCGCCGAUCCUGCUCAUCAUGUUGGUUUAUUUGUGCACGUGGACGCUGUCCGCGCCGCCUUCUGCUGAAGAUAUAACAGACAAUAAAGGCUUGAAGUUCAAGCAGUGUACUUAUAAUUGGUGGGAUCACAGCUUAGCGAUAGGUGAAAUUCUAUUCCUGCUGUGGGGAGUGCGAGUGUGCUACCGAGUUAGACACGCCGAGAGUCUCUACAACGAGGCGCGGCUGAUCUCCAUCGCCAUCUACAACAUAUUCACCGUCAACUCGCUCAUGAUCGCCUUCCACUUAUUGAUCCUGCCCCAAGCCGGUCCGGACAUCAAGUACCUGCUCGGCUUCAUCAGAACACAACUGUCGACGUCCACCACUGUGCUACUAGUGUUCCUUCCUAAGGUGCUACGAGUGCUGCGCGGCACGGGCGACACGUGGGACUCGGGGGCGCGCGCGCGCGGCGCCGCCUCCUCGCUCAACGGCAUCGGCCUCGUGCCCGACGAGCCCGCCGACUUGUACCAGGAGAACGAGGAGCUCAAGGAGGAAGUCCAGAAGCUGGCCGCCCAGAUCGAGUUCAUGAAGAUCGUGCAGAUGGAGAUGCACAACCGGCACCUGCGCCCGCGCCCCGGCUCCUACUUCGCCGCGCAGAGCCCGCUCAUGCCCGCCAACACGCAGGAGACGACCGAGUGGAGCGGGCCCGUGUGACUGAUAGCGCUCAGUAUGACCGGGUGGCUGUGGCCGGGGCCUAUCUCCAGCUCCUAUGAGACCACAGUGGAUCCCCGACCGCCAGCUUAUGUGUAAACAUUGUUGUCCACAUGCCAAACAUUAUUAUAUUACAUAGACAUUAAUUGUUGUCACCUUGCUAAUAAUUAAGAUUGAAAAUGUUCGCAAUAGUUAUGAUCUAUCCUGGCUGCAGAGAUCACAGAAAAAAUACUGAUGUGAAUACUGAAAUAUUUCUUAUGCUAUAUUAUAAGCCAGGGAAAGGCCAGCUUUUGUUUGUUAAUACUGUAGUUCAAAUACUUAUAAUUAUAAUAGAAUAAUAUACUAGUCUCAUUCCAAAGAUGUGGUAGGUAGAUAAGUAUAAAUUGCAGUUUUUCACAGUAUUAGUUAGUGUGGUAAUGUUUAAGCCGCCAAAAUGCUUUGGUUCAGGUCUGAUAGGAUAAAAGUAACUCAGUUGAAAUCCCGUGGUUAUGUUAGGAUUUCUAGUUUUUCUUAAACGGGAUUUGAUCGUAUCCUAAACUAUUGAGUGUAAUUUUUUAGUUAAUCUUACUUCUUAAAUUGUAUAUUUAUUUCCAUUGUUAACAAUAAAAUUAUUGUUACAUUAGAAUCUAAUUUAGAGAACUACUCGUACAUAUAUGAGUUGUCUUGUCCUCAGUUAACAAAGCCAAAGACAUAAAAUCCUAGUCUGUUGUUGUUUUUAUUAAGGCUAUACUUUUUGAGUAAAAUUAUGUACCUAUACUUAGAGUGAUUUAAUCAAUUUGAAACUUUGAACAUUUCAGUGUUCGAAAGUAGUACGGACAAUAAAAGUACUGCAGGAUUUAGGUAUCUCUAGUGUAAGAUCUAUAAAAAUAAUAGCAAAAAAUAUAUUUUUUGCUUUGUUUUUGAGCAAACCUUUUACAUUUUUCUUGGAAUAGUAUAUAGUAGUAACUAUUAUAAUAAAUGUAACUUUCAUUUAAAGUAAAAAAGAUAAGUCUGUGUAUUCUGAGAAGGAUUGUUGUUUCAAGAAAUAAAGACUUGUAACUUUCUAUGUAAGUAUUAAUUUAAGGAUUCAUUAGAUGUAAAGGCUAAAUGGUGUACAUAAUAGUCAAUCAUGUGAAGCAUUCAAUUCUAAAGGUGGUGUACAUAAAUAAUUGUUAGUACUCACAGCAUUUUAUUUUGACUGUGAUUAGUAAAUUAAAUACUCAAAUAUACACUGCUAUAAUAGUUGUUACAUCUGUAAUCAAAUAUAUUUUAUUCUCAGUUUGUUUUUAGACUUCCAUAGAUCUACUAUGCCUCAAAACAAAAUACAUAUAGGGAAAAUAUCUAUAUAUUGUUACUAGAAUAGAGCCAAAUUGUGUAUUAUUUAGAUGUUUUUAUUACUCAUUUAUAGCAGUGAUUAGUAACCAAAUACCUGUUAACCUGUGGUAGAGCAAAGCUCGAAGUUAAUAUUGUAGAUUAUUCAAUCCGAUAAAUGUGAUAUGUAAUAAGUAGUUACCAAGCAUAUUCAAAGUAUUUGUAAAUUUUUAAAAUUCUAGAUUGUACUUAUUUAUUUUGUAAGUGUUGUAAAAUGUAUUUAUAAGUAUUUAUUUUAUCUCUGAAUAAAUGUGCCAUUUUAAAGUAUAUCUUUCCAAUUUUAUGAUGUCUCUUUAUAGAAGUAAAUUAAAAGAGAAACACUUGUUUAAAAUAAGAAAAACAUAAUAUUACUAAUAAAUUGGUGUUACAUUAGUGUGUGUUAUAAUUUGUUACUUCUCUAAAAUAGUAGACCUGAAAUGUAAGAUGUUCUGUUUUUACAUUCAAAAUAAAAAUAAUUGUUUACAAUGUUACU